Molecule: messenger RNA, 2551 nt
Organism: Gymnodraco acuticeps
Lineage: Eukaryota; Metazoa; Chordata; Actinopteri; Perciformes; Bathydraconidae
Exons: 3
Coding region: 121-1602 (493 amino acids)
Source: RefSeq, a predicted model, not a curated record
CUAGGGUCUGAGACGUACUUCCGCCUUAGCCGUUAUACUGCUCGGACGCUUCCGGGUUGCUUCUGGUCUGCGUAGCUGAGCGUCCACAAAUGUUUUACUGUUUAAAUCUGUGGUUUAAAUAUGAGUCGACGGAAGAUUUUCAAAACGGAGCAUUUGCAAAGACAAGUAAAAAACUACUCCGAGCACUGCUGUGUCCCACUUUGUACGGCGUCAGCUAAAUUCAACGGCGUCCUAAGUUUCCAUGGCUUUCCGACCGAACUCGAGCUGCGAAGACAGUGGCUGGUUAAAAUACGACGCGAUAACUUUACAAUCUCCUCUCACUCCAAGGUCUGCAGUCGUCACUUCGCUACGGAUCAACUAAUAGAGCCAAAAACCCUUGAUGGCCGUAGGAGGCUUGUGAAAGGUGCUGUCCCAACUCUGUUUGAGUGGAAUCACUUCACUGCUCAAACACCGCGGGCUAGUGUUUGGGAGAGAAGGGAGCGGCCCACUGAACCAGUCUCUCGGGAGGAGCAGGAAGAGCACAUCGAUGUCCGUGACCAUGAUUACUGCUCAACCCCUGAACCAGCUUCACUGGACAUGUCCUCUCAAGCUACAGAAGACAACUCCAAAACAUUGGAGGAUCUGCAGAAGCAACUGCAGGAGUUAAGAGUCCAGCGAGAGUUUUGCUUACAGCGGUUUGCUGGCUCCGACGACAACAUCCGAUUCUAUACCAGAUUCCCGAGCUAUAACCACCUGAUGGCCUUCUGGUUUUUGAUUGAGCCUUCCAUUUAUAAAAUGGUUCGUGUUACAAGAGCGAUAUCAGCUGCCAAGAGGAAUGAAGAAGUGGUUACACACGCACGUCCAUCAACGAGACAGCUGCUUCAGCCAAUUGACGAGUUCUUCCUUUUUCUCUGCUUCCUGUCGGUGGGUUUGAAAGAGAGGGACCUUGCAAACCGCUUCAACGUACACCAGUCCACUGUGAGCCGCAUCAUUGCAACAUGGACGAGUUUUCUUACCACUUUAUUGGGGUCACAGUGCAUCUGGCUUACACCUGCAGAAGUUCAAGCCCACCUCCCAGAGGCAUUCAAAGAUUUCCCAGACACACAGGUGAUCCUGGAUUGCACAGAGCUGAGGUGUCAAACACCAUCCUCACUCCUCCUCCAAAGUGAAAUUUAUUCUACAUACAAAUCUCACUGCACCAUGAAAGCCCUGGUUGGCAUAGCCCCACAUGGCGCAGUGACAUUUGUUUCCAGUCUGUAUGGUGGUUCUGUCAACGACAAGGAGAUUUUCAAACAAUCUGGAAUAGCUGCGUUGUUGACUGAAAACAUGGCAGUGAUGGUAGAUAAGGGCUUCCUGAUCAGCGAUUGCUGCAAAUGCAAGGUGUACUGCCCACCUUUUCUGUCAAAGCAGAAGCAAAUGCCAGCCUAUCAGGUGAGGGAGACACAGGCCAUUGCCAGACUGAGGGUUCAUGUGGAGCGUGUCAUUAGGAGGAUAAAAGAGAACAAACUUUUUGAUGGUGUCAUCUUCCUGUCCCAUGCCUACAACAUCAACCAACUGUUUGCAGUAGCAUGUAUGCUGUCAAACUAUCAGAACAAAGCACUGGUCAAGAAAUGGGUGACAUAAGACAAGAUGAUGACACCUGUGCAGGUAGCUGUGAUUAAGCUGGGUGAGCACACCGUAAUCCCGUGUUGCCUGACACACGCUAGUGUUUUGUUUGAAUAAAUAGCAAAUUACAAUGCGUUGAUUUCUUACAAAUGCACUGAUUUACUAUUCAUUACACAAAUCACUUCACUUUAUUGUCUUUUUAAAUACAAUUGUAUAUUUAUUUACAUAUAUGAAAUGUGACAAACAAUAUAUAUCAAAAACAAAAUAUUGAAAUCACAUUUUGUUGUCAUUCAGAACACAUGAUUGAGGGAUUGCCUCCUAAAAACAAUGACGUCUGAGCCAGGGUCUAGCAGCUAACUGAUGUAAUGGCAAACUUUGUAUAUAUGUAGUUUAAGGUUUCUUAUAGUGCAGACUUUCUAUAAGACCAUACAUGGACACAUCCACUGCAGUUCCUAGAAUGAUGUGUUCUGCUUGUAACCUUUACUAGCACUUUCAGCAAUUUCUAUAAUAAUAUAUUUCUGCUUAGGACCUCUGUCAGUAUUUUGCAAGUGUGUCUGUAAUGAUGUAUUGACACUCAUGACCUUUAAAAAUGUCGAAGUAAGGUCUGGGUGAUGUGUUUUAGUUCAUGUCCUCUGUCUCCCUGGAAAGUGACAUUUAAGGUCGCCUGAGGUCUGAACUUGAUGAGGGGGCUGGGUACCAAGCGCAGGGCAAUGGGCAAGUUCCUGUUUAGUUUCCCUGUCUUAUAAUCAAGUUCCCCAUUUCUUAGCCCUCCAUCUGUUGCUGACAAGUUUCCUCACUUCCCUCUUGCUGAACAGGCCCCUGGUUCGAUCUAUUAGUGAUUGACAGUUUCAGUUCCUUUGGAAAGCUUAUCUCUCCUGCCAGGGCCCCUCCUAAUGAGUGACGGGAUGUUGUUGAACUGACCAAAAUCCUAUAUAACCUGUAUGCAUUUUCUACUCUGCACGCACUC